UGAUGAUUAGAAAAUCAUUUUGUUAUUUUUAUGAUCUAAUUUAACAAGAACUAAGUAGAGAGUAUAUAAUAUAUAUAUAUUAGUUAUUAGUAUUGGCAAAAAUAUAGAAAUCCUAUACCAUACUAUAAACUGGUCAUUUAUCAAUUUUAUUUCAAUUUUAAUGAAAUAAAUAAUUGUGUUAACUACUUAAAGAAGACUCUUUUUAAUAAAUUUGAAAUUUCAUUCAAUAGAUAAAUAGAUAGGAAUUCUUUAAAAAAAUUUUUAAUCACUUUCAUUUACCAAAAUAGAUAAAAAUAAAAAGGAUUAGCAAAAUUAAUUACUUGA
Messenger RNA from Paramecium sonneborni, 324 nucleotides. Lineage: Eukaryota; Ciliophora; Oligohymenophorea; Peniculida; Parameciidae. The record is from the annotation of a GenBank genome assembly.